AUGCCAUCCAGUGGAAAGUCUGCAUCCACUCGAACACCUAAAAAGCAAGCUACUCUCUCCAACAAGAAGGCUCUAAAUUUAAAAGUUGUUGAUGAAAAAAUCGGAGAUGUGUUAUCGCCACCAAUAACUGUGAACAAUAUUGAAAACAUAAAUGAUGACUGCGAACAAGAAAAUGUAGCAAAACAACUGACAGAAUCCCCUAUCACUUCUUCGCAAACAGUUGAUCUAACACAACCAAAGGCAACAUUAACAAUCAAACAAAAACAAUCCUCUCCCAAAACACCAAAAUCUGUAAAAACUCUCAAAAUGAAAGACGACACUAAAUCCUCUAAAAAAAAGAAAACAGAAUCAGUAAAAAGGAAGAGAACGAAUGAUAAUUGUGAAGAAGUUGUUGAUGUAGAUGAGUCCCAUUUUAUCUCAACAAAGGGAAAGCAAACUGAUGAAAUAAUUGGAUCAGUUGCAUCUAUUUUUUUAACAAAAGAGCAAAGACAAAGAAAGAAAGAAAUGGAAACACUUACUGAGCAGCAAAAAACACAGGAAAAAAGAAAGGAAAUCAACUCUAUUUUUUGCGUUCAAGGUGGAGAGCAUCCUCUCAUGAAAAUUAGUAAGGAGAAGAAAAAAGAAAUCCAAAAAGAAUCCAAACCCCAAAAAGAUGUGGAUUUUCAGUCAUGGCAAGGCGUGGAACCUUUGUCAUGCAAAAUUACAACAGACAGUUUAAGAGAAUUUGGUUUCUGCCAAAAUAUAGGAUUUUCUCAAUUACCUAAAUAUGAUCAGCAGCAAUCUAAAAUGAAUAUUGAGGAUUUACUUUUACCUGACGUUGUUGAGGAUGUUGAAUAUUCGAAAUCAUACGAAAACCAUCCAAACACACCAUCAAUUUUACACAAACUAACACAAUACAAUGAAAAUCUCAAAAAAAAUGAAAAAUAUAUCAAGUCUGAGAGAUUUAAUCAUUCUACUGAAAGAUUUGCAUUUGAAGAAUAUUGUACGAAUUUACUGGAAGAAUCUAUCGAAAGUGUUUAUCCUCAAUCUAUGUGGAAUGAGUCUAAAAGAAAAGAAAAGCAACUGCUGAAAAAAUCACUCGAUAGAAAAUAUCUCUCAUUAUCAGGGGAGAUUGGUUCAAAAAUAGUUGAUUUGGAUCGUGAAACCUCAUUAGAAAGUACUAAUAGUAUGGAUGGCACAGUUUCUAAGAAAGAUACUCUCGAUGAUUUAUGGUCAAUCAAGUACAAGCCGAAUUGCUAUGAACAUAUUAUCACAAAGAAUGAAAACUCAAACCAAAAACUAAGAGAAUGGUUGGAAAAGUGGAAAAAACCACCAUCUUUGAAAAAAACAUCCAAAAGAAAAGAACCAAAUUCUAAAAAAAGAAAAACUAAAAAGAACGACGAUGACCUAUUCACAGACGAAGAAUAUGAGGAUGACGAAUUAGAAAAAUCCAUUAUACUUUAUGGUUCCACGUCUGGAAAGAGUAGUUCACUAUGUGCAAUAGCAACUCAACUUGGAUUUGAAAUAAUGGAAGUCAAUUCUGCGUGCGACAGAAGUAGCAAAAGUAUCAUGGAACUAAAAGAAACAACACAAUCAAAAGGUAUUAACUCUAUGGGUAAAAUUAUUGUUUUUGAAGAUGCAGAUUUGAAAUUUCAAGAAGAAUCAUAUCCAUCACUCAUUAGUGCCAUUGAAAAGCUUGAAAAAUCAACAAAACGCCCAAUAAUCUUAAUAUCAGAUAACUUGGAGGAACAAGAUUUACUCAAUUCUAUAUACUCUACAAUUGAAAUAUUGGCCAUUUCUACUCAUUUAUUUGGGAAGGCUACGCCUAGCGAUGAUAAUUGGAAAAAAUCACCAAUAGAUUUCAUCAACUGCUCCUCCAUUCCUUUAACUAGCGAUGGAACAAUUUCAAAAAAUCAAUUACUCAAAUUCAAAUCUCAACUUUCACGCUCAUUCCUCUACACGGUAGUGAAACACAUAAUCAAUAGGCAAGAAUAUGUGUGCCUACACCCAAGCAAUUACCUGUAUCAACGCAAUAUGACUGACAUAAUUCACCAUUUGUUUGGAAUGUGUAAUUCUGAAAAUCAAAGAAGGGAGAAUGCUAGUAGAAGAAGAUUUUUCCACUAUCUCAAAACUCUUGUUGAGGAUGAAGAGUUGCAAAUGUUGGAAAUGCUAGCAAAAAACUUUGAAUACAGAGACAGGACAUGCUAA
Molecule: messenger RNA, 2187 nt
Organism: Naegleria gruberi
Lineage: Eukaryota; Heterolobosea; Eutetramitea; Acrasida; Naegleriidae
Exons: 2
Coding region: 1-2187 (728 amino acids)
Cellular component (GO): nucleus
Molecular function (GO): DNA binding; DNA clamp unloader activity
Source: RefSeq, a predicted model, not a curated record